AUGGUUCAUGAGUUCAAGAAUUAUACGGCUGGACUUGGAUGGGACGCGAUGGAUGACAACUUGGAAGGUGUAGCUAAAGAAGGACAAAAGGGACUAGUACUCCUAGCUGAGCUUUCCCAGCAUGCUACUGUUAUUGGUCAAAUGGGUGCACAAUACACUGAGCGUUAUUUUGACAAAGGUGAGUAUAGGAAAACACCAGAAACUGGAAUUCAAUGGGUGAUGAGGUACUUUGCUCGUCCAAGGUACUUCUAUAAGAUGUUUCGAAUGAGCACCGAGGUCUUCACAGCACUACAUGAGUUGCUAGUAUCUACCUACGGUUUGACAUCCACUAACAAUGUUUCAUCCAUUGAGUCAUUGGCAAUGUUCUUGUGGAUUGUUGGAGGCCCACAAUCAUUUUCACAAAGCUGA
Molecule: messenger RNA, 408 nt
Organism: Miscanthus lutarioriparius
Lineage: Eukaryota; Viridiplantae; Streptophyta; Magnoliopsida; Poales; Poaceae
Source: the annotation of a GenBank genome assembly